This is a messenger RNA of Gallus gallus (chicken), 1198 nucleotides long. It is a transcript of the gene WBSCR22, whose product is annotated as Williams-Beuren syndrome chromosome region 22. Bases 11 to 859 code for a protein of 282 amino acids. The record is from RefSeq and is marked provisional. Gene Ontology annotation, biological process: rRNA (guanine-N7)-methylation. Gene Ontology annotation, cellular component: nucleolus. The transcript has 12 exons. Gene Ontology annotation, molecular function: rRNA (guanine) methyltransferase activity. NCBI's taxonomy places the organism in Eukaryota, Metazoa, Chordata, Aves, Galliformes, Phasianidae.
AUCGCACAGCAUGGCGAGCAGCGGGCGGCGGCCGGAGCACCGCGGGCCCCCCGAACUGUUCUACGAUGAGACGGAGGCGCGGAAAUACACUCAGAACUCCCGCGUGGCCGAGAUCCAGGCGCAGAUGGCGGCGCGGGCCGUGGAGUUGCUGGCGCUGCCCGAGGGGCGGCCGUGCCUCCUCCUGGACGUGGGCUGCGGCUCCGGACUGAGCGGGGAGCACAUCUCCGAGGAGGGGCACUGCUGGAUCGGGGUGGACAUCAGCCGCGCCAUGCUGGAUGUGGCUGUGGAGAGGGAGGUUGAAGGAGACCUGCUCCUCGCAGAUAUGGGCGAUGGCAUUCCCUUCAGGCCUGGAACGUUUGAUGGCUGCAUCAGUAUUUCUGCAGUGCAGUGGCUUUGUAACGCUGACAAGAAGUCACAUAGUCCUCCAAAACGCCUUUAUUGGUUCUUUUCAACUCUUUAUACUGCCUUGGCCCGAGGAUCCCGAGCCGUACUGCAGCUGUACCCUGAGAACUCAGAACAGCUGGAGCUCAUCACAGCCCAAGCCAUGAGAGCUGGCUUUACUGGUGGAAUGGUCAUAGAUUACCCCAACAGUGCCAAAGCUAAGAAGUUCUUCCUCUGUCUCUUUGUUGGGGCAUCUGGCACAUUACCAAAGGGCCUUGGUACUGAGUGCGCUGAUGGAGAAGAGAUACACCAGGCAAAAUUCACCCAAGAGAGGAUACGGUUCAGAAAUGCCAAGGGCAAAUCUGUGAAGAAAAGCCGUGACUGGAUUCUUGAGAAGAAAGAACGCAGACGACGACAGGGCAAGGAAGUGCGGGCAGACACAAAAUACACAGGUCGGAAGCGCCGCCCUCAGUUCUGAAUUGCUGUGGACAUUUGUUGACGCGGAAGAUUGUGUGUUGGCCUCACUAGUGAGCCUCUUGUGGAUGGCCCUGAUGGGCUUCCCAGGCCUGGGACUUGCAGGAGCCACGGUGACCUGUCUCAGCAAAUGUAGACGGGCUCAGGUGCAGCCAAACUGCUAACUACAAAGCUUCCAGCUGUUUUCUUUGUGAAGGGAUUGCAGGGCAGUGUUCUGGCCACUUGGAGUCUGCCAUGACAUUGCUCAUCUUCCCAACAGGGCACUGAGCCAUCUGGAGCUUUAGGCAAGCUCAGAACAUUAUAUGCGGACUCUUCUCUAAACAGUCAAUAAGUUGAAAGAGUU